AAAGGCCUGCUAUAGUUCAGAAUAUCACGUUUGGAAAAUAUGAGAAAACUCAUGUCUGCAAUUUGAAGAAAUUUAAAGUCUUUGGUGGAAUGAAUGAAGAAAAUAUGACAGAGCUAUUGUCUAGUGGUUUAAAAAAUGAUUAUAACAAAGAAACAUUCACCUUGAAGCAUAAAAUUGAUGAACAGAUGUUCCCUUGUCGAUUUAUUAAGAUAGUUCCACUCUUGUCCUGGGGACCCAGUUUUAACUUUAGCAUCUGGUAUGUUGAACUUAGUGGAAUUGAUGAUCCUGAUGUAGUACAACCGUGUCUCAACUGGUACAGCAAGUACCGUGAACAGGAAGCCAUUCGCCUUUGCCUAAAACAUUUCAGACAACACAACUAUACAGAGGCUUUUGAAUCACUGCAAAAGAAAACUAAGAUAGCACUGGAGCAUCCUAUGUUAACAGAUCUGCACGACAAACUGGUGUUGAAGGGUGAUUUUGAUGCUUGCGAAGAAUUGAUUGAGAAAGCUGUAAAUGAUGGCUUGUUCAAUCAGUAUAUCAGUCAACAAGAAUAUAAGCCACGAUGGAGUCAGAUCAUUCCCAAAAGCACCAAAGGUGAUGGAGAAGAUAACCGACCAGGAAUGAGAGGGGGCCAUCAGAUGGUUAUUGAUGUUCAAACAGAGACUGUUUAUUUGUUUGGUGGCUGGGAUGGAACACAGGAUCUUGCUGACUUCUGGGCAUACAGUGUGAAGGAGAACCAGUGGACAUGUAUCUCCAGAGACACUGAAAAAGAGAAUGGUCCAAGUGCCAGAUCAUGUCAUAAAAUGUGCAUUGACAUUCAACGAAGGCAAAUCUACACAUUGGGACGUUAUUUGGAUUCCUCUGUGAGGAACAGUAAAUCUCUGAAAAGUGAUUUCUACCGUUAUGACAUUGAUACAAACAUAUGGAUGUUACUAAGUGAAGAUACUGCUGCUGAUGGAGGACCAAAAUUGGUGUUUGAUCAUCAGAUGUGUAUGGAUUCAGAAAAACAUAUGAUCUACACCUUUGGUGGUAGAAUUUUGACAUGUAAUGGCAGCGUAGAUGACAGCAGAGCCAGUGAACCACAAUUCAGUGGGUUGUUUGCUUUCAACUGUCAAUGUCAAACCUGGAAACUUCUUCGAGAGGAUUCCUGUAAUGCUGGGCCUGAAGAUAUCCAAUCUCGGAUAGGACACUGCAUGUUAUUCCACUCAAAAAAUCGUUGCUUAUAUGUAUUUGGUGGCCAGAGAUCAAAAACCUAUUUGAAUGAUUUCUUUAGUUAUGAUGUGGACUCUGAUCAUGUAGACAUAAUAUCAGAUGGCACGAAGAAAGACUCUGGGAUGGUUCCAAUGACAGGAUUCACACAGAGAGCAACUAUCGAUCCAGAACUAAAUGAAAUACAUGUCUUAUCUGGGCUCAGCAAAGACAAGGAAAAGAGAGAAGAGAAUGUCAGAAAUUCAUUCUGGAUUUAUGACAUUGUGAGGAAUAGUUGGUCUUGUGUCUAUAAGAAUGAUCAAGCUGCAAAAGAUAAUCCAAGUAAAAGUCUACAAGAGGAAGAACCAUGUCCAAGAUUUGCCCAUCAGCUUGUUUAUGAUGAAUUACAUAAGGUUCAUUACUUAUUUGGUGGUAAUCCUGGAAAAUCUUGUUCUCCAAAGAUGAGACUUGAUGACUUCUGGUCACUGAAACUAUGUCGACCUUCAAAAGAUUACUUACUGAGGCACUGCAAGUACCUUAUAAGAAAACACAGGUUUGAAGAAAAGGCCCAAAUAGAUCCUCUUAGUGCUCUAAAAUAUUUGCAAAAUGAUCUUUAUAUAACUGUGGAUCAUUCAGACCCAGAAGAGACAAAAGAGUUCCAGCUCCUAGCUUCUGCUCUAUUCAAAUCUGGUUCAGAUUUUACAGCUUUAGCAUGACUCCUCCUAAAGGCAACCUGGUAGACCUCAUCACUCUGUAACUGAAGAGUCACUGGGCACACAAGUGGAGAACAGGAGUCACUUUCAGUGUUUGGAUUGCAAUUCUGUUGACUGAAGUGAAGCUGCAGUGAUUGAGGACUGCACCGGCGUGUUGAAGGGAUCUUUACCGUCACAAGUUUUAACCCCCUUCCUUCAUACCUCAUCUCAACCCCAUUCUCCUCUUCUUAUUUCUAAAUUAGGCUAAUAAAGUGAAAUUGGUAUUCUUUCCAUUUAAAUAUA
Fukomys damarensis (Damara mole-rat) is the source of this 2183-nucleotide messenger RNA. RefSeq names its product muskelin 1 (gene Mkln1). The coding region runs from base 90 to 1904 and encodes 604 amino acids. NCBI's taxonomy places the organism in Eukaryota, Metazoa, Chordata, Mammalia, Rodentia, Bathyergidae. Gene Ontology annotation, cellular component: cytoplasm. The transcript has 16 exons. Gene Ontology annotation, molecular function: protein binding. The record is from RefSeq and is a predicted model, not a curated record.